ACUGAUGCCUACACAAUCAGUGUGCCAGAUUGUAUUGCACAGAAGACCAGAUACACUCUAAUACUAUUUUACUGAGAAAAAAAAAUAGAUCAGAUAUGUCACAGGUUCUUGAAUAUAUAAGCUACACUGAGGAGAGAGGAGAGCGUGUCGAGAGGGUGGUGGAAAUCUAUGAGAGUGCAGACACUGUUCGAGGUCACAAUCCUAAAACAAAGACAGAGGAUUUCAACACGAAGACUCAACACACAGGAGACGACAAGAAGGUGAGCAGGUGUUACACAGUGACUGCAGUGUGUGUGAUGCUGCUGCUGUUUGUUCUCCUGCUGGCUGCCAUCACAGUGCUGUGGAUCAAAUUCAACAUCCUGAAUACAGAAAACAACCAGCUCCAGACCAGUUACAACAACCUGACUAUAGAGAGAGACCAGUUACAGUCCAGUUACAACAACCUGUCUAUAGAGAGAGACCAUUUACAGAAGGAGAGAGACGGAUACCAGAAGACACUUUGUGAUUCAUAUAAAUGGACGUGUUUCAGUUCCAGCUCCAGUUUUUAUGGCAUGUCUAAUGAGAACAAAAAUUGGAGAGAGAGCAGAAAGGACUGCAGGGACAAAGGAGCAGACUUGCUGAUCAUAAACAGCACAGAGGAACAGGAGUUCAUUGUUAAACAACUGGGCAAUUUUGAGGCAUGGAUUGGUCUGAGUGACAAAGAUGUAGAAGGAGAGUGGAAAUGGGUGAACAAUAGAACUCUGACCACUAAGUACUGGGCUGAAGGGGAACCAAAUAAUGAUGGUGAAGAGGACUGUGCUGUGAUUUAUGCUUCAUCUAAGACUGUCUGGAAUGACAGGCAAUGUUCGGUUCAAUUACCGUGGAUCUGUGAGAAACCUGUUUUGUAAUGAUGUGUCCCAGUUUAAAUGAAAAGUGCUUAUAUAUAAAUUGAGCUAAAUCUAGACAAAGUAAAAGAUAAUAUUUCAGUGAUAAUUGUGUUUCAGUGUCUGCUCUUGUUUUCUCUGUAAUCAUUCACUGAUACAAAUUGCACAAAGUCUGUUUAUGUUUUUUUUUCAUUAUCUCAGAGAUGUAUUGUAUAUUUCUUGUGAUUCUGAUGCAGUAAAUUUCUAGAUUUCUAGAUGGAAGCAGUAUAAUAAAAAUAAUUGAAUUUAAAGUCCAUCUCAGUGUCUCUGUUAAUUUAGCAUAAACUUGAGCUCAAUCAAAUGUUGUAUUAUAACUUAUUGCUUUAUUGCUUCUGGAGUGAUGUGAAAUGAUGUGUGAAUAAUA
This is a messenger RNA of Hemibagrus wyckioides, 1266 nucleotides long. RefSeq names its product hepatic lectin-like. The record is from RefSeq and is a predicted model, not a curated record. The transcript has 5 exons. The coding region runs from base 96 to 887 and encodes 263 amino acids. NCBI's taxonomy places the organism in Eukaryota, Metazoa, Chordata, Actinopteri, Siluriformes, Bagridae.